AUGCGAAUUAUCAUCGAAACUUCUUGGGACGUCGUGUAUCUUUGUGGAUAUUUCUCUUUGGUUGUCUACUUUCAAUAUGCAAUCUUCACAACAAUCAUGUACACCUACAUGACUAAACUAAACCCGUCAGUUGGUCCGACUACGUUCGGUCUUGCUGUAACCUUCCACGGAGUUGGACACUGUUUAGGAGCACUAGCAGCUGCAUGGUGGACAAAUAAGCGAUACAAAGCGAAGAAACCUCUGUUAGCUGGAUAUUUGUUCAUGCUCUUAUCAAAUUGUCUCUUCCUUCUCGCUGAUCAUGUUCCAAUGGAAUUGGCAGCUCCAUUCAUAAUGUUGUGCAGAUUUUUGGGUGGUUUGGGAAUGGGAAACACAUCCACUCUUCGCACAACUUUAACUGCUCACUCCAUGUCCGACGAUCGUGCUAAAGCUAUGUCAGUUUUCAUUGGAGGACGUGCUCUCGGACUGAUCCUUGGUCCUGGUCUCCAAUUGAUUUUUCUAUUCUUCGGAGAUACAGGACUACAUCUCUUUGGACCUUUGUACAUCCACUCCCACAAUGCUGCUGCGUUCAUUUCAAUAACUCUCAACAUAUCCGCAAUCGUUGCCCUUUACACACUUUAUCAUGAAAUCGAGAGGAAUGGAAAUAGUUGCAGUCAGAGGAGCAUUGAAGACGAUGAAAACUGGCCGUGUCCUGAUAAACUGGCAAUGUUCGUCUGUAUGCUAACCAGAUACUGUCAAAACUUCACCUACUACGCUAUCGAAACCCUAGCUCCCGCAUUCAUCAUGAUGAUGUUCAAUAUGGAAAGAGACGCUGCCGUCGGUAUAAUGUCCGUCGUAUUCUUCAUCUCUGGAGUCUUUGCCAUUACUCUCUACAGCACUUUCAUAUUUAGCGAUGUGGCAAGAAAACUGAAUAUUGGAAAAAUGAAUACAGCAAGUCUUUUGAUAUUCGCAAUUUAUAUUCUCGCUACUUAUCAAUGGCCCUUCAUUCCAAAAAAUGUGGUUGUGAAUACAGAUGGAACCCACGGAGGAUGUGAUUAUUCUCUUUAUUCAUGGUGCCUCGGACUACCCAAAGCUUCCCAGGAGUUGUUCUACAUUGGAUAUAUCAUCUCGUUUGGUGGAUGUGUUCCAUUCAUAAACGUCGGCGAUGCCACUCUAUAUUCAAAACUAUUCAAUCCAGUUGGACAGGCACUGGAACAGAGUCUGUACGAUGUUUCACAGAUCUUCGCAAGAGUCGUCGCUCCUGUUUUGUGCACAGCAAUCUAUUCGUCAUUCGGUCCUCAAAGGGUUUGGGAGCUACUAUUCUUCCAAUUGUUUUUGGUCACUGUCUUUUGGAUUGCAUUCGCUCAUCGAAUGAUUCCACUCCGGCCGAAACCUCGUCCUGUCUUCUAUCUCGAAUAA
This is a messenger RNA of Caenorhabditis briggsae, 1395 nucleotides long. Gene Ontology annotation, molecular function: transmembrane transporter activity. The record is from RefSeq and is a predicted model, not a curated record. Lineage: Eukaryota; Metazoa; Nematoda; Chromadorea; Rhabditida; Rhabditidae. Gene Ontology annotation, cellular component: lysosomal membrane. The coding region runs from base 1 to 1395 and encodes 464 amino acids. The transcript is spliced from 7 exons. Gene Ontology annotation, biological process: transmembrane transport.